UCUGAUAGUGGGGGUGCUGUUGGUGAUUAUGGUUAUGAAGAAUGUGACCAUCUUGCAUAUGCAUACAAAACCAAUUCAACCCUUUCCACAGCAAGAUGCAUUGCUUUAAUGGCUGCCAGUUCAGCACUAAGCUUCUCUAUCUUCUCAUCCCUGAUUCUGAUUCUUCUGCUUACAAUACCAUCUGGUUCAUGCCACCAAAUAAACUUCUCUAUCAAAGAAGUCACCAUUCAUGAUCUCCAACUCGCUUUCAAGCAAAACAAACUCACUUCAAGGCAACUGGUUGAGUUCUAUCUUAAAGAGAUUCGCAGACUCAACCCAAUCCUUAAAGGGGUCAUAGAGGUGAACCCAGAUGCGCUAUGUCAAGCUGAUAAGGCUGACUAUGAGCGCAAGGCUAAGGUUCCAGGGUCACAAUCUAGGUUGCAUGGUAUCCCAAUUUUGCUCAAGGAUAAUAUUGCAACCAAAGAUAAGCUUAACACCACAGCUGGCUCAUUUGCAUUGCUUGGCUCAGUUGUACCUCGGGAUGCAGGCGUGGUGUCCAAGUUGAGGAAAGCCGGGGCCAUCAUCUUGGGGAAGGCAAGCUUGGGCGAGUGGUCCCAUUUUAGGACUGCUAGGGGUCCGCUUGCUUGGAGUGCCAGAGGUGGCCAAGGCAAGAAUCCUUAUACAUUAGGAGAACCUUGCGGUUCAAGUAGUGGAUCAUCAAUAUCAGUAGCGGCAAAUAUGGUGGCAGUAUCACUGGGGACUGAAACUGAUGGGUCAAUUAUAUGCCCUGCCAGUUUUAACUCAGUAGUUGGCAUCAAACCAACGGUCGGUCUCACUAGUCGGGCAGGGGUUAUCCCUAUAUCUCCAAGACAGGACACUGUUGGGCCCAUUUGUAGAACAGUAUCAGAUGCUGUUCAUGUUCUUGAUGCCAUUGCUGGCAUUGACAACAAUGACAAUGCAACUUUUAAAGCAUCAAGUUACAUUCCAAGUGGUUGAUACGGGCAAUUUCUAAAGGUUGAUGGGCUUAGAGGGAAGAGAUUGGGGAUAGUGAGAAAUCCUUUCUUCGAUUUUGGGAACAAUACUUACUUGAAUCAAACUUUUGAGCUACAUUUUGACACAUUAAGGCAAAGAGGUGCAAUUCUGGUAGACCAUCUAGAAAUAGCCAACAUUGAGAUGAUCUUUGAUUAUAAAGCGAGUGGUGAAGAAAUUGCAUUGUUGGCAGAGUUCAAAAUAUCGUUAAAUGCAUACUUGAGAGAGCUAGUAUCUUCUCCAGUUCGAACCAUGGCUGAUGUGAUAGCCUUCAACAACAAAAACCCGAAAUUGGAAAUGAUCAAUGAAAUUGACCAAGAUCACUUUUUAAGUGCGGAAGCCACAAAAGGAAUUGGAAAAGUUGAGAAGGCAGCAUUGUCAAAUUUAGCAAGACUGUCAAAAGAUGGAUUUGAGAAGUUGAUGACAAAUAAUAAGCUAGAUGCCUUGGUGACUCCUAGUUACUAUGCUUCUAGUGUCCUUGCAAUUGGUGGUUUCCCAGGAGUAAGUGUUCCAGCAGGAUAUGACACAACAGGGGAGCCAUUUGGCAUUUGCUUUGGGGGGCUAAAAGGUUCAGAGCCAAAGCUGAUUGAGAUUGCAUAUGGCUUUGAGCAAGCAAAAAAGAUCAGGAGGCCUCCUCUAUUCAUGCCUUGAAGCUUGUGAUCGAGUAUUAGGGAUUUUAAAUAGUGAUAUGCCCCAAGACAAUGUUAGUAAUAAUGGAGAAUUAGGGAUUUUAGUAAAUUUAUGAAGUGGGUAUUCAGUUGAAGUAAAUAAUGGAUCCGGCCGAAAGAAAGUUGGCACUAAGAAGUUGAAUUCGAUAAAGAAAUGAGAUUUUAUAUUUUGCUUCUAAUAGAAGUAAUGAUAAGGAUAAAUUUACACUUUUUUUUA
Quercus robur (English oak) is the source of this 1893-nucleotide messenger RNA. RefSeq names its product probable amidase At4g34880. NCBI's taxonomy places the organism in Eukaryota, Viridiplantae, Streptophyta, Magnoliopsida, Fagales, Fagaceae. The coding region runs from base 109 to 975 and encodes 288 amino acids. The transcript is spliced from 5 exons. The record is from RefSeq and is a predicted model, not a curated record.